AUGGGUGAUUUUGAAAAGAUAAUUGAAAUGUUCGCUGCAUUUCGGCCGAAAUCACUGUCUUUCUUUUCGCAAGCGAGCAAACGAUUGGUACAUAAAGGUGUUGAUUGUGCACCACCACUACGCUUUUAUAGUGUUCCAGAGCGAAUUUUCGUUUUUUUAGCAACCGCAACCGUUAUGCUUUCAUAUCCUACAUAUGUUCUUCUUAAUUUAGAUAAUCUUCGUCCCCAUCCAGUUAUCAAGCUAAAUCCAGAGGUCGAAGCUGAAAUGGAAAGAUUAGCGGCAAAGCGCGAAGCUCUUGGAAAUCCACCUACACCUUUCAUCUAG
Messenger RNA from Dracunculus medinensis (Guinea worm), 324 nucleotides. The record is from the annotation of a GenBank genome assembly. Lineage: Eukaryota; Metazoa; Nematoda; Chromadorea; Rhabditida; Dracunculidae.